UAAAAAAGUUCGCAAAGGUUGUCAGCGGUAGACGAGGGAGUGGAUCUUUAUGUUUAAAUGCAGUAACUGUGACAUAAUUAACCAAGAUUUUAUAUAAUUGUGAGACAAUAAUAUUCAAUAUGUGCAACCUACCGCCGAAAUUCUAUGAACUCUGUCGUCUUUGUUUAUCGUGUGAUGGUGUAAAAUCGUCUAUUUUCGACGAUGAAGGAACUCAGCGUAACUUUCCGCUGAAAAUUAUGACGUGUUUAUCAUUAUUGGUGUCUGACAGAGAUCUAUUGCCACCGUCUAUAUGUCACCGCUGUGUGUACAAACUUGAUGUACUCUAUGACUUCAGGGAAGUCUCAAGAAAAUCAGAUGUGAUCUUAAAGCAGUAUUUGAGCUACACAGAGCAACUUGCUCGGGCGACAGCACAGGAAAAGAGAGUGACCUCGCCUAUCAAUUGCAGCAUGCAAAAUGAAAAUAAUGUGGCUGAAGAUUCAUUGCCCCAAAAUGAACAGAGAAGUGAUUUGGAUAAAACGAGCACACCCUCGCCAUUGGAAUUACGAAUAAAGAAUGAGAUUAGAAAUGACACAGGAGAUGAUGCAGACACUGGCAGUGAAUCUGAGAAGUCAUUGAGGUUUAACGGAACUGCUCAUGGCUCAGAGUAUGGUGGAAGUGGUGGAAAUAAUAGUGGAAGUGGUGGAGAGGAAGAAACAAGUGAAUUGGACACAUCCAAUGUAUCCACAAACACUACACUAGAAAAUGUGUACGUGAAGGUAAAAGUUGAAGGAGGACAGAGUCCUCCCCGAGAACAGCAAACGAUGACAGAUGAUGAAGGCUGUGCAACUGACUAUGAGGAUGAACAGUGGCCACAACCAUCUCAGCCACCAAUGGAGCACGAAUCUUCAGGGAAGGCCCGCAUUGAUGUGCCAACUAAUGGUGGAGGUGGUGAAGCAAGCACAUUAUUGCGUACACUCAUCUCUUGUCGGAAACUCGGAUUGACCCCUAGCGAUGGAGCUCAUCAGGCUCCACAUACAGAUAGUGUGGGAUCUGGAGCAGUACUAGGUAAUUGCACUAACCAGCCACCAACAAUAACUGGAGAUCGCCGAAAACAGAGUUUUCCCACACGAGCUAUAGCAGAGGACUGGGGAGGAGCAGCACAUCAUCCUCCUGACUUCACUGGCAACAAUCCUUGGUGCAAUCUCUCACCAGCAGCAAGAUCAGGGAGGCAACAACUGGCAGCACGGCGAGUGGACUUAUCAUGUACUAAUUGUGGUACCAUGACAACUACUAUAUGGCGGCGCAACCCAGAAGGUGAAAUGGUCUGCAAUGCCUGUGGAUUGUAUUAUAAGCUUCAUGGAGUGAACAGGCCAGUUACGAUGCGAAGAGAUACAAUACAUACAAGGCGUCGAAGGCCAAAAGGGGACAAGAAUUCUCCAAACCAUCGCCAUCGUUCCAAAGCAGCCAAUGGAAAUAUAGCUACAGAGGAGCCAGCAGACAUGCUGGCAGCUUUACGUCGACAAAUACAACCGCAUCUAAUGUUGGCGCUGCAGGCGGCGCCAGGACUUCCUCCACAUUCGCAGGGACAUCCUCCACAUGGUCCUGCUUCGUUGUCAGUCAUCAAGUCAGAGCAAGAUUCUGCAACUGCUGGGGGCUCCGACAAUGAAUCUGAGGAACAUGAGAGGUCAGGUGAAAAUGACCUAUCUGACCUCCCCCUUAAUUUGGUGGCAACCAGCUUAGCUGAUUGAUAAUUGAACAGAAAGUCACUGUAACACAGGGAUAAACUCAGGUUCUGUUGCUUCAAGAGUAAUACACAAUAUGCACUGGCACAUACAAAAUUAAAGAAAAUGGCUUUGGAAUAUGCAGAUGUUGUAAGAGAUCAAUUAUUCUAUUUUAAAUAACAAUACAUAACAGUAAUAAUUAUGCUCUACAAAUGUA
Messenger RNA from Schistocerca serialis cubense, 1917 nucleotides. RefSeq lists its product as uncharacterized. The record is from RefSeq and is a predicted model, not a curated record. The coding region runs from base 120 to 1727 and encodes 535 amino acids. Gene Ontology annotation, molecular function: DNA-binding transcription factor activity, RNA polymerase II-specific; zinc ion binding; RNA polymerase II cis-regulatory region sequence-specific DNA binding. Gene Ontology annotation, cellular component: nucleus. The transcript is spliced from 7 exons. Lineage: Eukaryota; Metazoa; Arthropoda; Insecta; Orthoptera; Acrididae. Gene Ontology annotation, biological process: positive regulation of transcription by RNA polymerase II; cell fate commitment; negative regulation of transcription by RNA polymerase II.